GCUGGGUGGCCCGCUUUGGGUCUGGCGUCUUCCUCAUAGUACAGAUGUUGAUUCUUCUAGAUGCCACUGGACUUCUGAACGACAUCUGGUUUGACAAAAGCUCAGAGAAUAAGAUAUACAUGUACCUGCUGCUGGGAGCCACUGCUGCCUGUUACCUUGGCACAGUGAUAAUGGCAGUAUUUGGUAUCUACCUUUUCAAACCAAGUGGAUCCUCAUGCACACUGAACGUGAUGCUCAUCGUCUGGAGUCUGAUCCUCUCCAUUGGAUUUUCCAUAAUGUCCAUUCAUCCUGCGGUCACCAAUGGGAGUCUUUUUCCUGCGGGCAUGAUGAGUGCAUACUGCAUGUACCUGUGCCUUGCGGCACUGGAGAGCAACCCUCAGGGCGACUGCAAUGGCCUUGUGAACACAGCUGAGUCGGCAAGUGCUAUGGUCUUUGCCAUGAUGCUGACACUCGGUGCUGUCAUCUAUUCGGCUCUUCGUGCUGGAUCCAACACCUCCACCUUCUUCACCAGCCAAGAUGGCGAAGACGACUUGGCUGAGAGGCCCCUGCUUGAUGAAGUGGAAAAUGGCACAUCUGCUGAACUCGGCGAUGAGGAAUCUCAGGUCCCAGAAAUUCCUAUGGCUUCGCGGGAUGGUGUGGAUGUCCGGGCGAUGGAUGAAUUCGAGCCGGUCGCCUACAGCUACAGCCUUUUCCAUGCUGUUUUUGCCCUGGCUAGCAUGUACAUGGCCAUGCUCAUGACUUCGUGGGGAACCGGCGAAGGAGGGGCCCUCAUUGACGUGGGCUGGGCGUCAGUUUGGGUCAAGAUGGCCUCUCAACUGGUGACCGCUAUCCUGUACAUCUGGACGCUUGCAGCGCCUAUAAUCUUCCCAGAUCGGGAUUUCUCAUAG
Ostreobium quekettii is the source of this 887-nucleotide messenger RNA. Lineage: Eukaryota; Viridiplantae; Chlorophyta; Ulvophyceae; Bryopsidales; Ostreobiaceae. The record is from the annotation of a GenBank genome assembly.